AUGAGAUCUGGCUGGAUUAAAGGAUCAAUUCUGGCCUUUGCCGUGACUGCGGCUCUGCUAUAUCUUGGCUCUAUUAAGAUGGACGUCCAUACCCAUUCAGAGAGACUCCAGAGGGCCCACGACAAUGACUCCAUCAGGAGUCAGAGAAUUAUUCAUAGGAUGGACAAGAUGGAAAUGAACAUCAACAGGCUGGUCAGUCUGAUAAAUAAUCUUGAUAAGAAGGAACCAGCACCACAGAAGAACUCAGAGGUGAAGAAGGAGAGGAAGGUGGUGAGGAAGCUGUACCCGAACUCUGCUCUGUUCAGCAAGUGGGGUAAUGAGCUUUCAGAGGAGGAGCAGAAGGAGGCCGAGAAUUUGUUUCAGAGAUACGGCUACAACGCCUUCCUCAGUGACAGGCUGCCCCUCAACAGAGAGAUCCCUGACACCAGGCCUGCCAGGUGUGCUGACAAAAAGUACCCAGAGGAUCUGCCUACCAUCAGUGUUGUUUUAAUCUACCUGGAUGAAGCUCUUUCUAUCAUCAAAAGGGCCAUCCGCAGCAUCAUAGACAAGACGCCAGCUCGGCUGCUGAAAGAAAUCAUACUGGUGGACGAUCACAGCAGUAAUGAGGAUUUAAUGGAGAAACUGGAUGAAUACAUCAACUCCAUCCAUGAGGAGGUUCCAGGCCUGGUGAAGAAAGUCAGGCACUCGGAGCAGCUUGGCCUCACCCAGGCCAGACUGUCCGGAUGGAGGGCUGCUGUUGGAGACGUGGUGGCCAUCUUGGAUGCUCACAUAGAAGUCCAUGUGCAAUGGGCAGAGCCAUUGUUAGCUCGCAUUAAAGAGGACCGAACCGUGAUACUGACACCAGUGUUUGACAGAGUCAAUUUUGAUGAUUUGGCACUGACUCCCUACACACCUGCAGCAGAUGCCUUCGACUGGGCUCUGUGGUGCAUGUAUGAGUCCUUCAGACCCGAGUGGUACGCUUUAAAGGACGAGUCACAACCUGGCAAGAGCCCCUCCAUCAUGGGGAUUCUUGUUGCUGAUCGUAAGUUCUUUGGAGAGAUCGGAAGUCUUGAUGGUGGAAUGAAAAUAUAUGGAGGUGAAAAUGUGGAGCUUGGCAUCCGGGUGUGGCUGUGUGGAGGAAGCAUAGAAGUCAUACCUUGCUCUAAAAUUGCCCACAUUGAACGGGCCGUCAAGCCUUACCUCCCAGACUUGAGUGUAAUGGUAAAGCGUAAUGCACUGAGGGUGGCGGAGGUGUGGAUGGAUGAAUAUAAAUACAAUGUCAACAUUGCCUGGAACCUUCCCAUAGAGAAUCAUGGGAUAGAUAUUGGGGAUGUAUCGGAGAGGAAAAAGCUGAGAGAGAGGCUGAAUUGUAAGCCCUUUAAGUGGUAUCUGGAUAAUAUUUACCCCUUGCUGGACCCUCUGAAGGAUCUGCUAGGUUAUGGAGUGCUGAUUAAUGACCUGAAGCCAGAUCUCUGUGUUGACCAAGGCCCAGUUCCUGGGAACACACCCAUUGUAUAUGCAUGCCACCGCUACUCACCACAGCACUGUUAUUAUCGCUCUGAUGGACAACUCUACAUUGGCGGAAUCAAAUCUCACAAGUACAACAACAACCGCUGUCUGGUGGACCCCGGCACCGGAGUCUACCCAGGACUCUACAACUGCAAACUGGCCCAGCAGAAGAACUUCCACAUGCUGUGGGAUUUUAAACAGAAAGGACCAAUCCAGAACAGAGAAUCAAAGAAAUGUCUAGAAGUUGCAAUGGGUGAAGACGGCUAUUACAAACUUGUUGUCCAGCAGUGCAGUGGUCAGAGGUGGAAGAUAGAAAAUCUCAUUAAAGACCAUGGAAAGGCUGCUGGGCAGGGCCCAGAAUACAAUAUUUAAUUGCACAACAACUGAAUUUCAUGCCAGAGAAAGAUAUGGAAUGGUUGCUUGUCUUUGGAGUGAGUUUAUAAUUUGCCCUGGACGACUUGGAUCCACAAGAGUCAGACGAGCAAUAGAACUAAUACUUUUCUAUUUAAUUCUUGCUUUUGCAUCAUGCUUUUUUGACAAUGCAAAAUGUCCCAAUGAACAUUGCAAUAACAGUUUUUCACUGUGGUCAACUUAUAAAGUUCCUUUUGUAGUUUUUCCAGUAAAAAAACUAUAGUUUAGAAACUCGUGUGAGGGUUUUAACUUACCUAUAGUACCCACGUUUCUUUGUCCGACCUAAUUUUAACUCAGUUCAGUGUAUCCUUUUACAAAGAAACAAAGUCCCAAUUAAACACUGUACACUGACUUUGAAUUGUUUACAUAAAGGCUGCUAAUGGUCUAUACAUGUUUACUCUAUGACUGUUUGCUCAAUGACAAACAUUCAAGUCAAAUAGGAUCUGUUAUGCUAUGGUUUGGUAACCAUGAAUGAUCGAUGAUGAUGGCAUCCCAUUGUUUCUGCCACCUGAUGUGACACCUGACCUUCAGAUGAGCUGGCAGGGAGCUGUACCUGCAGGCAGUCUUUUAAACACUGACUUGUUUGACUAACGAUUUCCAAUAAACUAGAAAUUACACAUUA
Messenger RNA from Micropterus salmoides (largemouth bass), 2521 nucleotides. Its product is annotated as probable polypeptide N-acetylgalactosaminyltransferase 8. NCBI's taxonomy places the organism in Eukaryota, Metazoa, Chordata, Actinopteri, Centrarchiformes, Centrarchidae. The transcript is spliced from 11 exons. The record is from RefSeq and is a predicted model, not a curated record. The coding region runs from base 1 to 1860 and encodes 619 amino acids. Gene Ontology annotation, cellular component: Golgi apparatus.